UAAAUGGGCGCGCAGUGCUCGUAACGGGAUAGCCAUGUUAAUUGAUAAUAGCUUGAUUGGUAGCAAUUAUUUUCAGUGUUGUGGUUGAAUAAAUUAUAGUGCAAUUCCAUCGAUUUUUCCCACAUCAAUCAGGUGGGAGGGUGGUCAACUGGGCACCACUAUAGCUACUCGAACUAUGGCCAAUAUGCAGAUACAGCACCACUAGCAGCUGCAACCACUUAAGCCAGCCAUACCAAAGCCAAAAGCGCGCGCAAUACGUGAUGUUGAACGUCAACAAUCGACAGUCGCACAUACAACACACAACCGCACAGGCAGCAGCACAGCAACUGGAGCAGCAGCAGCACCUGCUAGACACCACGGGCGCAACACAUGACGGCCAGCUUUAUGGGGAGGAGGGGCAGCAGCACGACGUGGACCUAAACUUUAGCAACUUCGCUGAGCUGUGCCGCCUGUGUGGCAUACACCAUGGACCCACCAAGUUGCAUAUCUUUGAGCCGCAGGCGGAGCAGCGCCAAUUGCUCUACAAGCUGCGCAGUCUGCUGCAGGCGAAUAUAACCAAGGACGACUAUCUGCCAAAGCACAUAUGCGAGCUGUGCCUCGACCGAUUGGAGCACUUGUACGAGUGGCGGCAGCUUUGCGUGCGCAACGAGCAUAUGCUGCGAAACUAUGCCGCCUCCAUGCAGAUGGUCCGAGCCACCAUAGACUUUCAGGACGGCACCGUUAACAUGGACAAGAUGACGGUGGCCCAGAAGAAUGCAUAUCUGGAGGCGCACAUGGCCGUGCAACAGCAGAUGGCGCAGGCGGCCAUCCAAUUCAAGCAGCAGCAACAGAGCUCCGUGCAGCAGAGCUCGCCCACGGCCAACAACAACAACAACAGCCAGAACAAUGGCAGCAUGCAGCAGCAGCAACAGCAGCAGCAGCAACAACAGCAGCAACAACAGCAACAGCAGCAGCAACAGCAGCAGCAGCAACAACAGCAACAGCAGCAACAUUAUGCGGCCACCAUUAAAGUGCCACAGAUCAGUUCCUCCAGCUCAGGUGGCGCUGCUGGCGCCGCCGGCGACAGCACCUUUACGGUGCCCGACGACGGCAUGGGCUUCGAGGGCGGAGUGCGCGUGCUGCAGAGCCUGGGCACCUGGUCAGCGGCGGAACAGCUCACCUACAACAUACCGAAGCCGAAUCUGAUACCCUUCACUGAGCCAUACGUGGAGGGCGGCUCCAUGCAUCCGGCCAGUCGGCUCAAGGCUCUGCAACAGGUGCAGCAGGCGUCCUCCGGGGUGCGCAAAACAAACCCAUCAAAAACCACCAACAAGGCGUUCGAGUGCACCGUCUGCGGCAAGGGGCUGGCGCGCAAGGACAAGCUGACCAUCCACAUGCGCAUCCACACCGGCGAGAAGCCCUAUAUUUGUGAAGUGUGCAAUAAGGCGUUCGCUCGCCGGGACAAGCUCGUCAUCCACAUGAACAAGUUCAAGCACGUGACGCCCACAAAUAUCGCGCCGCUCGGCAAGCGGCUGAACAAUAUGGUAAAGAAGAAGGAGCAACCGGAUCCGCCGCCGGAAGACAACAAGCAGAGCCUCGAGCUGCAGCUACAGCAACAGGCUGUGCAGGUGGCCGCCCAGAAUAUCAUAGUGCAGUCGGCGCAAGGGGCGCCGACAGCGAUUCCGGGCAUCAUCAUACCACACCACCAGCAGCAAUUAUCGUGGACGUGCGAGCUAUGUGGACGCAUGUUCUCGAGCAGGGACGAGUGGUCUAUUCACGCCAAGAGUCAUCUGGAGUAUUGACAACAAGAACGGUUAGUCGUAGAGUCCACAAAACAAGCAGCCGCCAUCGCUAAGAGCAACGGCAACAACAACAACAACAUCAGCAACAACAACAACAACA
Molecule: messenger RNA, 1881 nt
Organism: Drosophila arizonae
Lineage: Eukaryota; Metazoa; Arthropoda; Insecta; Diptera; Drosophilidae
Biological process (GO): regulation of transcription by RNA polymerase II
Cellular component (GO): nucleus
Molecular function (GO): RNA polymerase II cis-regulatory region sequence-specific DNA binding; zinc ion binding; DNA-binding transcription factor activity, RNA polymerase II-specific
Source: RefSeq, a predicted model, not a curated record